Molecule: messenger RNA, 795 nt
Organism: Cervus elaphus (red deer)
Lineage: Eukaryota; Metazoa; Chordata; Mammalia; Artiodactyla; Cervidae
Product: probable histone-lysine N-methyltransferase PRDM7
Exons: 6
Coding region: 1-795 (264 amino acids)
Biological process (GO): positive regulation of reciprocal meiotic recombination; regulation of DNA-templated transcription
Cellular component (GO): nucleus
Molecular function (GO): histone H3K4 methyltransferase activity; histone H3K36 methyltransferase activity; recombination hotspot binding
Source: RefSeq, a predicted model, not a curated record
AUGUCCAGGGCACCAUUAAGUAAGCAAUCUAGUUUGAAGGAAUUGCCUGGAGUAGCAAAAUUGCUGAAAACAAGUGGCUCCAAGCAGGCUCAGAAACCAGUGCCCCAUCACAGAAAAGCAAGGACCCCUGGACAGCACCCCAGACAAAAAGGCGAACUCAGAAGAAAAGAGACUGGAGUGAAGAGGUACAGUUUACGAGAAAGAAAGGGCCACGUGUACCAAGAGGUCAGCGAGCCCCAGGAUGACGACUACCUCUAUUGUGAGGAGUGUCAGAACUUCUUCAUCGACAGCUGUGCUGCCCAUGGGCCCCCAACCUUUGUAAAGGACUGUGCAGUGGAAAAGGGGCAUGCCAACCGCUCAGCCCUCACGCUGCCCCCUGGCUUAAGCAUCAGACUGUCGGGCAUCCCUGACGCUGGGCUUGGAGUGUGGAACGAGGCAUCAGAUCUGCCGCUGGGCCUGCACUUUGGGCCCUACGAGGGCCAGAUCACAGACGAUGAAGAGGCCGCCAACAGUGGAUACGCCUGGCUGAUCACCAAAGGGAGGAACUGCUACGAGUAUGUGGAUGGAAAGGACACGUCUUGGGCCAACUGGAUGAGGUAUGUGAACUGUGCCCGGGACGACGAGGAGCAGAACCUGGUGGCCUUCCAGUAUCACGGGCAGAUCUUCUACCGAACCUGCCAGGUGGUCAGGCCGGGCUGUGAGCUGCUGGUCUGGUACGGGGACGAGUGUGGUCAGGACCUUGGCAUCAAGAGGGACAGCCGGGGGAAGAGUGAGCUCGCGACCGGGAGAGGCUAG